AUGUUCCUGAAGAAUGUACAUCAAGAAUGUCCAUAUGUUCAAGAAUGGAUUGAAGGUCAUGUGACAGGUACAACACCAUAUCGUCAACAUUAUUAUGAUGGUUCAACAAAUACAAAUCAACAUUUUUCAUGUAUUUUUUGUCCAACACCACUUGAAUUUCAUCAAGGAAUGUCAAAUCAAACGCCAGCAAUUAUGGGAUUAGCAGGAAAUACAAACACAGCACAGGCUCCAACAACACCAUUGGAAGCUCAGAAUCGACUAUCACAACAAUCAACAACAAAUAGAACACCUACAACGUCUUCAUCUGCUUAUCCAGCACCAAAUUCUGAUAUGUUGAUGGUCUGUGCCAAAUGUCGUCAAGUAUUACCACGAUGUUUCAUUCGUAUGAUGAGUUUAACAACAUAUAUUGAAGAUGCAUCUUAUAUAUAUGAACCAUUAAUAGAUAAACAUACAUUAAUGUCAAGUCAAUGGUUUGCAUGGUGUCGUUUAUGUCGUCAUGGUGAUCAUGCUGAACAUGUUUCACAUUGGUUUGCCAUGAAUCAACAAUGUCUUAUUGCCAAAUGUUUAUGUCGAUGUACAUUAAUUGAUGACAUCUUUUGUUAG
Rotaria sp. Silwood2 is the source of this 603-nucleotide messenger RNA. The record is from the annotation of a GenBank genome assembly. NCBI's taxonomy places the organism in Eukaryota, Metazoa, Rotifera, Eurotatoria, Philodinida, Philodinidae.